Messenger RNA from Cygnus olor (mute swan), 3069 nucleotides. Its product is annotated as protein C19orf12 homolog. The transcript has 3 exons. Lineage: Eukaryota; Metazoa; Chordata; Aves; Anseriformes; Anatidae. Bases 1915 to 2340 code for a protein of 141 amino acids. The record is from RefSeq and is a predicted model, not a curated record.
CCUUUUUUCUUUCCUAACUGGAAGUCUGGUCCUUUUGGCUUCAGUGCCAGCUAGCUGACGCAAGUGACCUGUAACUCCUGAAUAUGUUCUCUGAAAUGGAAAACCUAGCUAGGAAAAGAAAUAAGUUUGUGCUCAAUUGAUAGAUUAAAAAAGACAAUUGGGUAGGGCUACCGUUUUUUAAGCGUUAAGAAACUUGUGGCCAGCCCUUCACAGAUACUUAAUAAUUUAGCCAGCUUCUACAUCCUACAGGAACCUGAUGCUUCACCUUUGGGUUUCUUUGCUCACAAAACGUUAUUUCAUGUGUAUUAGAAUUAGGUUGGUUUAGGAAAAGAAGCCAGUUUGAGUGGGGGUGUGUGGGGGACACAUGGUGCUUGCAGGUGAACAAGAGGCUGAAUUAGGCUGGAAAAAAAAAAAAAGAACAGACUUGAUGCAGGAAAGAAAGGAUGGGUAUAUAGUGUUUAUUUGUUGGUUAUUGAUACACAUGAGGUUGACUAUCUGAGGUAACAAUCCCAUUUUUCAAAUGCAGAAUUGUUCAUUUUUAGGAAUAUGCUGAGACAUCUCUGUGGCAGAACAGAGUGUUUUCAACUUCUGGUAAACUUUCUGAGUUUCCUGAAGCGUUCUGUGUCAUUAAGUCCUCUCAGAUGGAGAACCACGGGUUUUGGUAGAUGCUAACAACUGUUGCAGGUCUAUCCACCCAGGUAGUUAGAGAUUCUCUAGCAUUUCGUUUGACUGCCAACCAAAUCUUUAAACCUCAAAAUAGUUAUACUUUCCUUUAUCCCUUCACAACAACCUGUGUAUCCUCUGGCUUAGCCAUAAAGCAUGCAGUAAGUGUUAGGAAAGUUGAGGGGAAACCAAUUGCAAAGCAGCUUUCCAGAUGAAGAAUAAAUUCUCUUUCUGUAAGAGAAAACGUAAGGGAGAGGGAAAAUCCGAAGUAGUUGCUGAACCUGGGUUUGAAAGCUCAUCAGGAGCCCGGCUUGCUUUAGGUGUCAGGAAAACUAGGCUCAUGUAGUUAGCUUUGAUCCUCAGCAAGAUCUGUGCGGUGCUGUCCUGUCAGUGCUGCAAAGCCUUCAUACUGAAGAACUUUGCAUGAGGAGUUCUCUGGAUUUAGCCCAAAGAGAAGCAGCAAAUUCAGCACUCUGGCCAUUGGUUUAGUCUGAGAUUGUGCUGAGCUGGUGCAGGACACACUCAAGUCGGUUUCCUUCUCGUUGGGAGGAAGAACUGGAUUCUGUUCCAGUUACAGGUUCAGAGUGCUGGUGUAAAUGUUAUUCUGGCUGGAAACCUGGUUACUUGUUGCUGUGUUAAAAAGAAAUACUUUUCUUCUUGUUUUUCAACAUUACCAGACUAGUGUGCUUUCUACAAGUUGUAUAUUUUGUUUUUGUUUUCUUGCUGCUCCAGGAAGAACAGAACAGCCAUUUGUUUAUUACUUUGAGCUUGGAUUUUAUUGAGAGACACAAUGGAAGCAGAGCGUGUCACUUUGUCACCAACCAACAUGCACUGUUAUUCUCAUACACUGCUGUGUCCUAAGCCUGACCAAAAAAAAAAAAAAAGAAAAAAGCUACUGUGGUAAAAUUAGGAACUGUGAUAUUUUAUUUGGGCUGGCAUGAAGAUGAAGGAAGUAGUGAGAGGAAUGCAACUAUUUGAAGAAUUUCCUGCUGUGUGUCUAUGGAGCUGUAGAGCAUAUUUGCUACCUGUCCCAAAGAGCACGUUUUUGUUCACUGUCAGCAGUGCUUGGGUACUAGAAAGAUUCGGAUAAUUUGGAGCCAGCCAUUUUAGUGCAAAAGAAAACUUUCACUUUCACAAUAGCUACGUUUUAAUACGAAACUGUCUGUGAUAGUGCUUCACUUAAACCUUACGCUGGGGAGAGCUGUUCAAGAAACCUCCUCAGCCUGAGCCAACUGAUCAUAACCAGCCAAGAUGCCCAUCAGGGUUGAUGAUGUGAUGCAGCUGCUGUGCCGUGUUUCCCAGGAGAAGGGAAUGAAAGCUGCUGUGAAACACUCUGGUCGAGGAGCACUGGUGGCGGGUGCAACAGCGUUUCUUGGGGGCUUGAUGGGAGGCCCACCUGGUAUCGCUGUAGGAGGAGCACUUGGUGGAUUGCUUGGUGCCUGGAUGAAUAGUGGACAGUUCAGGCCAGUCCCUCAGAUAUUACUGGAAUUGCCUCCUACUGAACAGCAGAAACUCUAUGAUGAAGCAAUGGCUAUUCUCAAGCGCUUAGACUGGACAGAUGUUGUUCAGCUGACUGCUCUCGUAAUGGGAAAUGCUAGUCUCCAGCAGAAGUUGGCAGGAGUGGUGAUGAAUUACCUCUCCAGAGAGCUAAGAGCAGAGAUACAGUAUGGAGAAUAAACCUUUCCAGAUCAGGUUUUUACAUUGUAAUGAAUUCUACUCUGGCAAUUGUGAUUCUUCAACGUAGUAAUUAUUAAUUAUAAUUAUUAAUUAUGAAGUUAGGCAGAUCUAAGUAUCUUUUUCCUUUUUUUUUUUUGUUUGUUGUUUGUGAAACUAAUCUUUUUUAUUAUCCUGUUAUGUAAUUAUGACUUGCCAUGUAAUUUUGAAUUAAUGUGCACCGGAAUUGAGUUCAAAAUCACUGAAGGGGGAGUUACACUUCUCAAAUGGUAAUGUAGCACUAGGUUAAAAAAAAAAGUCACUGUAUUUUAUUCAGGAGAUGUAAAGCAUUUCCACAAACAGGAUUACAUUUCUUCUGUAAUAGCCCAUAGGUGCCAAAGUAGCUAAGGAACACUGAAUAAUUUUAUCUUUUGAGUCCUACAAAGGAGAGUUAUGAGAAAGUACUUCUACUGUGAAUUCAAAAAUUUCAAGCCUUUAUUUUUUGAGAUAUUUUUUCUUGAGUAUUCCUUUUUGGAAGAAGUGAAGCCAAUACCUAAAGAGACAAAGCAACAGGAAACUACUGUACAUAAUUAGUUGUUCCUGGUGUCCUAGAAUGGGAAGGUAUGGCAAGAAGACUAUUAAAAGGGGAGGGGGGGAAAUCUGCCAUUUUUAUACUAUCUCUAGUAUUAGCUUGUCAUUUUAGCAUCGAUUUCCCACCUGAAUCUGAAUCAUUAAAAAUAUUCCUAAGCAUCA